AUGUGCUGUGUGCAAAAUGCAGAACGACAGCCAACAGCUUUGCAGACAGCAUUUGCUGGAGGAGCAGCUGGUGCGGUUACACGAGCGAUAGCACAACCUCUCGAUGUACUGAAAAUAAGAUUUCAGUUACAACUUGAACCUAUAAAGAGAGGCUCAAAAUAUAGUUCUAUUGUUCAAGCACUAUCUUCAAUCGUUAAGGAAGAAGGUGUCUCCACUCUUUGGAGUGGGCACAUACCAGCACAAUUACUAUCAAUAUCAUAUGGAGUUUUACAGUUCUCUAUUUUUGAAAAACUGACAGAGUUAUGUAGAAGAUCCGAUCCAAAGUUCUAUAUUGAUCAUAAGCAUUGGUUAAACUUUGCUAAUGGUGCUACAGCAGCUUCAGUUGCAACAAUAGUCUCCUUUCCUUUUGAUACAAUAAGAACUAGGUUAAUAGCAGAGCAAAAAACGCAGAAAGCCUACAAAGGAUUUUCUAAUGCUGUUUCUGUAAUAUACAAGACAGAAGGUUGUAAGGCAUUAUUUAAAGGAAUUAUUCCUACAUUGGCUCAAGUAGCACCACAUGCUGGAAUACAGUUUGUUGUAUAUAAAUCCCUAACAGAUAAUGUUUUCAAUAGAAUAAAUUUUUUUCAAAGGUAUACCACCCUAGGGGAAGUUGUUGGAUCAUCAGUAUCAGCAAAUUUCAUAGCUGGUGGUAUUGCAGGUAUAGUGGCUAAAACUACAAUCUACCCUUUUGAUGUGGUAAAGAAAAGGCUUCAGAUACAAGGUUUUCAACAGCAUAGGAAGAAUUUUGGAAAACAAAUGUAUUGCAGUGGAUUAUUUGAUUGUAUUAAGCUUACAAUAACCGAAGAAGGAUUUCUUGCGCUUUAUAAAGGCUAUGGACCUAGUGUUCUAAAAGCUAUCUUGGUUUCAGCAUUACACUUUGCUGUAUAUGAUGAGAUCAAACAUUUUAUAUUGAAGUUAUAA
Molecule: messenger RNA, 960 nt
Organism: Parnassius mnemosyne (clouded apollo)
Lineage: Eukaryota; Metazoa; Arthropoda; Insecta; Lepidoptera; Papilionidae
Source: the annotation of a GenBank genome assembly